UAUAAGUACGGGCAGCUGUCAGUGUGACCCACCGUGCACUCAGAAACCUACAGCAGCGUGGCCGUGCUGUGUUGUGUGUGUUUACGAGCAAGGAUACCUGGCUGAAAGGCUGUGAAAACCCGUCCGGUGUCACUGAGCUGUAGAAGUAGGACGCGUUGUCUGCACGGCUAGCUUGUUAGCUAACAGCGUGUUUAUUGGCUAAAAAACAUGAACGGUCAGCUGAACGGUUUCCAUAACAACUCGCUCAUUGAUGAAGACUGCUUCCUCUUCACGUCUGAAUCAGUCGGAGAAGGACACCCCGAUAAGAUUUGUGACCAGAUCAGUGAUGCCGUCUUGGAUGCACACCUCAGACAAGACCCUGAUGCCAAAGUAGCAUGUGAGACUGUUGCUAAGACGGGGAUGAUCCUGCUGGCGGGGGAGAUCACCUCCAGGGCCAAUGUUGACUACCAGAAGAUUGUCAGGGAAACGGUCAAACAUAUUGGUUACGAUGACUCCUCCAAAGGUUUUGACUAUAAGACCUGCAACGUGCUGGUGGCUUUGGAGCAGCAGUCCCCUGACAUUGCUCAGGGCGUUCACCUGGAUCGCAGAGAAGAGGACGUGGGGGCUGGUGACCAGGGUCUGAUGUUUGGAUAUGCCACUGAUGAAACAGAGGAAUGUAUGCCUCUCACUGUUGUCCUGGCCCAUAAGCUGAACGCCAAAAUGGCUGAACUACGCCGUAAUGGGACACUGCCAUGGCUUCGACCAGACUCCAAAACUCAGGUGACUGUUCAGUACAGACAGGAUCGAGGAGCCAUGGUGCCGUUGCGUGUCCAUACCGUUGUGGUAUCAGUGCAGCAUGAUGAGGUUAUAUGUUUGGAUGAGAUGCGUCACUGUCUGAAGGAGCAGGUGGUGAAAGCUGUGGUUCCCAGCGGGUACCUUGACGAUGACACCGUAUACCACCUGCAGCCCAGUGGCCGCUUUGUCAUUGGGGGGCCACAGGGUGAUGCUGGUCUGACUGGACGUAAGAUCAUUGUUGAUACUUACGGAGGUUGGGGGGCCCACGGAGGGGGAGCUUUUUCUGGAAAGGACUACACAAAGGUAGACCGCUCUGCUGCCUAUGCUGCCCGCUGGGUUGCAAAAUCUCUGGUGAAAGCUGGGCUCUGCAGGCGUGUGUUAGUCCAGGUCGCCUAUGCUAUCGGAGUCGCCCACCCACUCUCUGUCUCCAUCUUCCACUAUGGGACUUCCCAGAAGAGUGAGAGGGAGCUGCUGGACAUUGUGAGGAAGAACUUUGAUCUCCGUCCAGGAGUUAUUGUGAGGGAGCUUGACCUGAAGAAGCCCAUCUACCAGCGCACAGCAGCCUAUGGUCACUUUGGUCGUGAUGUCUUUUCAUGGGAGGUGCCCAAAAACCUCAAAUACUGAACCCCUCCUUUGUUCUCUCUGUCGGCUUUAGGUGUACUACAGAGAAACCUGUGUGUUUGUCUACCUCCCUCCUCCGUCCUCUUUCUUCUCUUUCUCUCCUUCAUAAACAGCCACAUCACCACAGCCUCUACUAAAUGGAAAGACACCCUUUCCCCUUCAUUGCUCAGUAUUUUCCACAUCCUUGAAGAGAAAACAACAGUAUUUCAGAUGCCAAGACCAAACAGUACAGGCAUGUUAUUUGGACACACAGUGAUAAGAGAAAUUGUGCAUACCAUUUAUAGCAGCGCUGCCCCUUGUAUUUGUCUGUAUUCUAGUGGCUCGUCUCAUUUUUGCAUAAUUAAUGGCCGCCUGGUUUCUGGACUAGCUAUUAAUAGCAGAUGUCCAACAGGACCAUGCACGUUUUUCCCAGUAAUGAUGAUUUGCCAGUAUUUUGCAUUUUAAGUCUGAAUCUCUACAGAGUUGUGGAAGUGAUGAGCGGUUGGCAUCCUCUGUUGCUUUCUCUUUAACGUCAUUUCCCACCACCUAACUUUGUUGGGCUAACAGUGGUUUACCAUCACAAAAAACAUCAACUGUGUUCCCCUCACAGCCCUUCUAACCCCUCUCCCCUUCCACUUUUGCAAAAUUUGAUGGCACAAAUAGGGUUGAGGAUUGCUUUACAUUUCCGUUAAGAAGAAAUAACAGUUGUCCAAUUGAACAUACACUUGUCGAGCGAGAUAAAAUCUGCUAAUCAGUGCUGUCCCUUCAGGCCAUUUUUUUUUCUGACGUUUUACAGAGAAGUCAGAAGCUGCUAAUGACCUUGUGGUUUUGUUGGGCUGCACAAUCAAAUCACUCCAUUUUUGUAAUUUAUUUUGUUGGUUUAAAUGUUAUGUGUAUGUUCCAAAUGAUGUUAAAUGUGUCAAUGUUCUGCUGACCAAGAUAAAGGUACGAUGCUCAGCCUUGUUGAGACUGACUCUGGGUGUAGCUACAGAGAAACCCAGACUCGGUGGCCUUUGGGCAGGGUCUGCCUUUAUCCCACAGCAACACUGUACUUGAAAUCAUUUAUAGAAUGGCGUUUAACUAUUGUGGGACCGAACAGUUUGACCAGCAAGGAAGGACAACUGAAAAAAAAGUGUUACAAGUUUUUGUAUCUGAAAUCUGUUUUCCAAUUAGUGUAGUCAUACACGUCUAGGGUCCCAACACCCUCUGCUUCAACAUUGUACCCCACGUGAAAAGAGGAAAAUGAACGAACAGAGCCACAGACAGACCAAGACAAAGACAUAAGAGGCAGGGCUCAGUCAGCAUAGUGAAUGUAAGACAUGGUAUAGUAGUCCGUUUUGUACAGAUGAACACGGGAUCAGACACGUAACGUAACGCUUUGUAGAUUUUGAAUUUGCCGCUGGAAUUGCACAUUCGUUCUUGGGCUUCUGUUUUCCAUGUGACAUGUACAGCAGUUCCCUAAUGAGUGAUACAGUUGGAAGUUUUUCUUUUAAUUUAUUUAUUUGUUUUUAGAAAGCUGUUCAUUCUUUACACCAGGACUGGUCUACUAAUGGUCUACAUGUGAUGGAUGGCACAAGUCUCUAAUUUUCCCCGGAGUAUGUCAAGGUUCUUAACUUCACUCUUUGUUCUUUUUAAAGAUAUAUAUUUUUUGCAGAGUUUACUUUCAGGAAAUGCAUAUAAAGAGUGGAAUGAUUAAUGUCAGAGGCACUGGCCAGAUUUGAAUCCAAGAAGUUGUGGAUAUACAGUAUAUGCCUUUUGGAUGCUUCCCAAGUUGUCCUUCACUGUGUGUAUCUGCACAAUAUAAUUGACUUUUUUUUUUUUUUUAGUUAAACUGACCUGAGAGAGAUUGUUAUUCACCACAGCUGGUCCCUGAUAUGACUUAUGUGCAGUUAGUGUCUGCAAUGUUUUCAGCAUGUAGCUAGGUGGCGCUGUGUCCUAAUGAAUAACACUGAAAUUAGACUUUUUUUUGCCCUACUAUGAGUAACACUAAGAUCCCCUCUUUGGCACCACCUUCUGGUUCCUUGAGUGUAUUACAGAGAAGCUUCAGAGGAGCCACUGAGUUGUGCUAAGUGUUUACUUGAUUAAUCCAGGUGUCGGUGAUCAUCACGUGAAAUAACUCAACCUUCACAAAGACUUUUUUUUUUUUUUUUCAUGUACAAUGUGUUUGCAUCUUCUAGCACAUCCACAGACGGGACAGAUGAUUGGUUGGUGUUGUACAGAGAAACCAGCCUGUUUACAUGGUCUCUUGUGGAAGUUUUGAAGAGACACAUUUUUUUUUUGAGUUGUCAGUGUGGUAGCUGAAUGUGUAAAAGUGCCUUUUUCUCAUUUUCUGCAAUGCCCCUGUCCUCUGCACACAAUUAUCUGACAUUAUACCUACUGACCACCUCUCCCAGCGUCUUCCCUUCCCCUGUUCAGUAGUUCACACUGAGGAGUCUUAUUGGUGUUGAUCUUCUUCUCUUUUAAACCCCCUUUAAAUAAAUUGCACUCUUGCUUCA
Molecule: messenger RNA, 3869 nt
Organism: Scomber scombrus (Atlantic mackerel)
Lineage: Eukaryota; Metazoa; Chordata; Actinopteri; Scombriformes; Scombridae
Gene: mat2aa
Product: methionine adenosyltransferase 2Aa
Exons: 9
Coding region: 208-1398 (396 amino acids)
Biological process (GO): S-adenosylmethionine biosynthetic process
Cellular component (GO): cytosol; methionine adenosyltransferase complex
Molecular function (GO): ATP binding; methionine adenosyltransferase activity
Source: RefSeq, a predicted model, not a curated record